This is a messenger RNA of Drosophila gunungcola (fruit fly), 839 nucleotides long. Its product is annotated as coenzyme Q-binding protein COQ10, mitochondrial. Lineage: Eukaryota; Metazoa; Arthropoda; Insecta; Diptera; Drosophilidae. Gene Ontology annotation, biological process: ubiquinone biosynthetic process; cellular respiration. Gene Ontology annotation, molecular function: ubiquinone binding. Gene Ontology annotation, cellular component: mitochondrion. The record is from RefSeq and is a predicted model, not a curated record.
GAAAUGGCAGCACUUCCUCUGCGAUACCUCGGAUACGGAUACCUUCUAUCUUUCUUCCUCAUCCGUACCAAACUCUCCAGCUUUGCCUAAAAUGCUAAAGGGUAGUACACUGAAAGCCCUGGACGUCAGAAUCCUAGGUCCCCUUAUUGAAACAAGAGGAGGCCAGCAGCGCAGCUUCGCCAGCAGCAUCCACAGGUCCUACAUAACCUUUAAUGAUUUCCGCAACAAAAACCGCUGGUACACCAAAAAGGAGCUCGUGGGGUACUCCAUGCAGGAUAUGUACAACGUGGUCUCCGACGUCAGCAACUACCACAGGUUCGUGCCGUAUGUGAAGCGCUCCCACGUCCACACCCAGGAUAGUGGGGGCUUCAAAGCGGACCUCAUAGUGGGUUUCCCGCCGCUGAACGAGGCAUACACUUCGCAGGUCACCCUAGAGUCGCCCAGCUUGGUCAAGUCCGAGUGCCACGAUGGACGCCUGUUUAACUACCUUCUGAACGAGUGGCGCUUUAACCCGGGCCUCAAGGACAUACCCAACUCCUGCGUGCUGGACUUCAAGGUCUCCUUCGAGUUCAAGUCGCUGCUGCACAGUAACGUGGCCAACCUGUUCUUCGACCUGAUCUGCGACCAAAUGGAGAACGCGUUCAUCCAGGAGGUGCGCCGGCGGAGUGGUCCGCCCUCGAUCCGCUCCCACGUCCUGACCUCGCAGCGAUCUUGACCAGAGGGCGUGGGCUAUGGUGGCCUUUAAUUUAAGUUGAAAUUGUGUAUAUUGCGUUGACAUAGCCCGUUGUUAGUACAAUUAGCCGAAUUGUAAAUAAAUUGUCGAUCGAAUUGUGCAAGAA